This is a messenger RNA of Megalopta genalis, 1776 nucleotides long. Lineage: Eukaryota; Metazoa; Arthropoda; Insecta; Hymenoptera; Halictidae. The record is from RefSeq and is a predicted model, not a curated record.
GCACAUACGUUAAAGACAGCGAUAUGGAUGGGUUGGGUCUGUGCCCUUACGAUCCACGGCACAACAGCACCGCAGUAUUCGCUGAGGGACAGCUAUACGCCGCAACAGUGGCCGACUUCUCUGGCGGCGAGCCGCUAAUUCACAGGGAAAGCAUUCGCACAGAGCGCUCGGAUCUCAACCAGCUAAACGGGCCGAAUUUCGUGAGCUCGUUCGCCUACGAGGACUACGUGUUCUUCUUCUUUCGGGAGACCGCCGUCGAGUUCAUGAAUUGUGGCAAGGCGGUGUACUCGCGGGUCGGUAGAGUGUGCCAGCACGACAAGGGCGGACCUCAUGCGUUCAGCGACAGAUGGACGAGCUUCCUGAAAGCGAGGCUCAACUGUUCUGUGCCCGGCGAAUACCCUUUCUAUUUCAAUGAAAUACAAUCGACCAGCGACGUCACGGAGGGCGUUUACGCCGGUGAACACGCACGACUUGUUUACGGGGUGUUCACAACCCCCGUGAACUCGAUCGGCGGUUCGGCCGUCUGCGCGUUCUCUAUGAAGAAUGUCCUCGAUGUCUUCCAAGGUGCGUUCAAGGAACAAGAAACCAUAAACAGCAAUUGGCUGCGUGUACUUCCGGAUAAGGUGCCCGAGCCGCGGCCCGGUGCAUGCGUAAACGACUCCAGAACGCUUCCAGACGUGACCGUGAACUUCGUGAAAGCACACCCCCUCAUGGACGACGCGGUUCAGUCCUUCUUCGCGUUCCCUGUGAUAACCAAAGUCAGCUUCAAUUACAGAUUUACCAAAGUCGCUGUAGAUGCUCAGGUAAAGGCACUGGAUAGUAAGGCCUACGACAUCCUCUACAUAGGAACAGACGACGGACGGAUUCUCAAAGCGUUGAACACUCGUGCGCCCGAUUCUCUGAACAACGUCGGCCAAGUUAUCGUGAGCGACGUUCAGGUGCUGAAAUACGGACAAGCGAUCAAGGACCUGCUGGUGGUCCACCUGGCAGGCGAGGCGAGUAAAUUGGUGGUGUUCGCCGACUCCGAGAUCCGUGCGGUUCCUCUUCAUCAUUGCGAUGCCCCGGCGGCGUCCACGUGCGCAGCAUGCGUGGCUCUUCAAGAUCCCCAUUGCGCCUGGGACGUGACGAAAAAUCUGUGCGUGGCUGUCGCCACCAAACUCCACGACAGCGACGCCGACAAGACCCUGUUCCAGGACGUCACGAACGGGAAGCACAAGGGCUGCGGCUACGAACUAGAGAUGGCGAAGCCCGUGCAACCAGCGGUUCCGUCCGAAAUCGGGCGCGGCGAGCAGCCCGUUGAACGGGAAAAUGAAAUCGUCAUCGAGCUGGAUCCACAAACUCAGUACGGUCGUACGCAGCCACGAGCUAACGAGCCUCAAGACGUGAUCGCGACGCCGGUGGUUUACUCGGCCCAGACCCUGACCGGUGCUCUGAUAGGGACCUGCUUCUUCUCGCUAGUAGCGGGUUUCGCUUCCGGGUUCUGGUUCUCGCAGAGGCUGCGAGGCGCGCCGUAUCCGGAGCCGUCGGAGCAACGGCAGCAGCUGAACAGAUUGACCGAGAGCUCGGAGUCGCCGGGCUUCAACAACAAGUCCAUCAACCUGGUGCUGAACGUGCCGACGAAGAACCCGAACGGGAAAAACGCGAACUCUUCGGCGGAGAACAAGCCGGUGCAGAAGGUCAAGAAGACGUACAUAUGAUACAGAAGGCGACACAGGGCCGUCUGAGGCUUGCCGCAGGACCCCACGGGUUCCGGCUCUUCUUCUUUCUCCUCUUCCU